AUGGUUCAAGCUCGCUCCACCACCCCUCCCUAUCGCAUGCAACGCGCAUUGAGCAUGGCUGCUGACACUAAGCGAGCCAGGGACAACUUCUAUAUCUCAUCUGAAUACCCAUACACUCAACAGAUCCCCGCCGUCCCUUCUGUCCCUACCCUCCCUCCACCAUCCACCGUUGACCAAAUCCCUCACGACCAUACCCAUGAGCCCUUCUUUGUCGACUCUGAACAUUUCCAACGGACAACCCCCCAACAGGGAGACCAGAAAAAGGAGGCCCGCGCUGCUGCCCGUCAGCGUCGCGAGCAGAUCAUUAUCAUGCUCCAGCAACAACAGAUCGAGGCCCAGGAAAAGGCCAAGCAGGACAAGCUCGAGCGUCAACAGCAAAAGGCUGAGCGGAAACAACGGAGGAGCGACUACAAGCAGAUGUACAAGGCACAGCAAGAACAUAGCCUCGACGGCGACAAGGAUAAGCAGCGAUCCCUCCCCAUCCACCCUCUCUCCUUCCACGACGGUAACAACCCUCAAUUCCAGUCGAGCCAGUUCUACCAUGUCGACCCUUUGUCAUCACAUCAGCAGGAGCUCCUCUCCUCGGCUUCUUCAACAACAACCUCCAGCUCCUCCCGGUCAAACCCAGACCGAGUGCGUUCUCUGAGUCUGAAGAGCAACACAAAGUCGAUGUAUGACCUCCGACCCUGGUCUGGCGGACCUCAGUCGGCCUCCCCAAAGAACCACCGCAACAACAACACCACCACCGCCAACGACCAGUCUGGCUACGACAGCGAUGAAAACUCGGCAAGAUCUCACGGCUGGGACUCUUUGAUGGAUACCCUGCAUUCGCCUACCCUCACCGCCCCUUCUGAGCUGACCAGCUGGGACUCCAAGGACGAUGUCGACCAGGACCUGAUGGAGUCGAUGAGCUCCUUCUCACUCUCAGGAGACUCUGGCAAUGGCAAUGGCAAUGGCAAAUACUUGCUGGUUUUGGGAGCCAACGGUCGAACCGGGCUGGAGGUUGUCAGACAAGGGCUUGAGAGAAACUAUAGAGUUACGGCGUUUGUGCGGGAUGAUAAAUUGCUGCUCGAGGACUCCACGCUUCGCAAGAACCAGAACCUCCUCAUUGUCAGGGGCUCGCCGACAUCCCAAGCCGACCUAGACCGUUGCGUUGAGGGUCAGGAUGUUGUUGUCAACGUGAUUGGGGCUAGGCUCAUGACCAAUGAUGCCACUAUCGGCUCACAUUCGCAAGUGGUCCUCAACAACGCGUUGAAGAAGCAUGGCGUGAGAAGAUUGAUCGUUGUGACAUCGUAUGGCUGCCUCGGGCUUCGCAACUACCUCAUCAACACGUGCAGGCUGUUCUCGCGUGUAUUUAUGACUGGCAUCCUCAAGGAUAAGGUACUCCAGGAGGAUAUCAUCCAGCGCGACUCUCAGUUCUUGGAUUGGACCAUUGUCCGUCCCAUUACGCUGAAGGACGGCGAUCUUUCUCAGAAGUACUACGUGAGCUCUGAAGCUCUUCCCAAGACUAACAAAGUCAAGGUCCUGACACGCAAGGAUCUUGCCCAUUAUAUCCUCACCAUCAUCAACCGUCCUCAGGAAUACAACACCAUCCGAAGCAUUGCUGGCAGGCCAAGGAACCGUCAAGCGGCUCCUCUCGUUGGUUAUGAGAAGAACGAGAAGCGACUUAUCUAA
Molecule: messenger RNA, 1674 nt
Organism: Linnemannia hyalina
Lineage: Eukaryota; Fungi; Mortierellomycota; Mortierellomycetes; Mortierellales; Mortierellaceae
Source: the annotation of a GenBank genome assembly